Molecule: messenger RNA, 696 nt
Organism: Prorocentrum cordatum
Lineage: Eukaryota; Dinophyceae; Prorocentrales; Prorocentraceae
Source: the annotation of a GenBank genome assembly
AUGGUGCAGCCACGCAUUUUCUUGCGUUUCGCCUGGGUGGUGUCCGUGUGCGUGCACCAGGUCUGGUCGCGCCGCGUCGCGCAGGCUGAGGAGCAAAUCCUUGCGUCGCACCGGCACGUGCACGAGACGGCUCACCUCGUGGACAAGAAGGAGCAGGAGCUGGAGUCCAUGCAUUUCCCCGGCAAAACAGACCUCGGCGUGGAGAAGGAGCUCUUAGUCCGCGAGUGCGUCGCGGCACGCGCAAUGGAUUGGCCAGAGUUGCACACGCGCCUCGGCCUUAGAAUGCCAGAGAAUAAAAACACGACUGAUUCGCCAAUAGACCUUGUAAUUCAAGUGUUCAAGUUCAAGGAUAAGAUUAAGGCAUCGCAAGCCAAUCACAAACUGAAUUGGUUGUUCAAGGAUGAUGGAACGAAGGCGUGGGAAGCGGAGGAGGAGAAGGCGGCAACGCAGCUCCUUGGCUACCAGUUUGAUUGGCCGAUUCUCAGAAGCCUGGAGGCUGUCAAUGAUCAGCGUACUUCCGCGCGGCGUGGGCAUCCGCAAGUCUCGUUUUGCGUCGCCGUGGAGAAGGAGGCGCAGGAGGAGCAGGAGGAGGACGGACGAGGAGGAGGAGGCUCGGUGGAGUCGCUCCGUCCUUCUUCAUUCCUCGUGGCCGCUGGAUCGCCGAAGGGUGUCGCACGUGAGGCUCGGCGUGCCUGA